UUGAUCGGACUCGUGUCUGUCUGUUCUGUCUGUCUGUGACGGCCAUUUCUUCAGUAGUACCUCAAUGGAUAGAUUGCACACACGCAUACCACGCAGGCAGGAAAACAGAGCCAGUCAGCCACUGACUGACUGACUGACCAUGGAAAGAAAGAGCCCGGGCAAACACAAUGAAUGCGGCUGCUGAUUCGUGAGUGCUUUGAUGUCGUUGUGAUGGACGGACAAGUUGAUGCCGUCCAUCACAGCGACAUCAAGCCAUUCACGAAUCAGCACGCAUGUGUCCGACACAUACAUGGCUGACAAAUAAAUGUGACAUCUCACUCACUCUCUCUGAAGAAAAUGCCAACACUCCAACAGCCAGCCAUGCAAUUGCACAUCCAUCCAUGCCAUGCAAUUUGAGAAGUACUACACACACACAGGCAAUCAACCCAGCGAGCCUCUCCCUCACUGUUGGCCGAUCCCCUGCCUGCCUGCCUGUCUGUCUGCCUGUCUGUUUGUCUGCGCGUCUGAUGUCCACGGCUCUUUGGUGUGGACGACCAGACCAACACGCACAGAUACAUACGCGAGGGAGAGGGAGGAUACAUUGUGAUAUAUAUAAGGAGGAGUGAUGGGUCCCGAAAGCCUAGUAGCUUUCUGCUUUUCUGCAGGGCCUGCCUGGCCUGUCCAUCAGAGCAAACACAACACCCAAACACUCACACAUGGAGAGAGACAUCAUAUGUGACGAGCAACGCAGUAUAUAUACACACAGACAUACAUACGUACGUACACACACACAUACAGAUAGAUGUAUAUGUACACGCCGUGCCGUGCCGUGCCAUGCACCCACCCUACCCCGCCAGUGAGUGCCUUCCUCGGCUGGGCUGGGCUGGGCUGCGUUGCGUACACCAUAUCAAUCGCAUCGCAUCGCAUCAGCCGGCCGGGACAAAUGUAUGUGCAGCAGUAAAGAAAGAGCAAACCGACUGAAGCCGGCAUGAUCCUGGCUGUGGUGAGUGACACAUGCAUGUCUGCGCCAUGCAUCCCCCCUUUUCGGCCUUGUCAUGCAUGUGACUGCGCCAUUCUCACUGAACCCAUUUGAAGUGAAGUGAGUCACACCUACCCUCCCCCCUCCUCCCUCCCAUGUGCACUGGAGAACAAGUCCGGAAAAGCCCACACAGAUGAACCACGGCCGCCCAGAUCACCACCUGCCCCCCUCUGCUGCCGCACACCCGAAGGCGACAGUCGGCUACUCUCGUCCUUGCUGGCCAGAGGGGUGGUCUGUGCGUCGGUGCCUGUCAGAGGUCGCUUCCAUAUGUCGCUGAGAGGCACCGGGCGGUCCUCGGCCUUGUUACAGACAGCCGACAGACCAGUACUGGCGUCCCAUGCGCUGCCGAGGGAGGGCGAGGGAGAGGGUGAGGGGCUGGACGGCUCUUUGUGGUCGUGUGUGGGUGAGGAGGAGUGGAAGGGGAGGGCGGGAGAGAUGUCCAUGGCAGAGAACAGACGGGCCAGCUCCAGCUGCUCCUGGGAGCAGCAAAUAGGAGGAAAGAGCGAAGAAUGACCGUCGGUUGUGGGCCUUCUUGUGUGGCAAUGCAUUCGUGGGUGCGGCCGGGCUGGCUCACCUUGACGUGUUUCUGUGCGUUUUCCUGGUCGGACUCCCUCUCGCGCCGACGGUUCUUCUUGCGCUUGGCGUGGGGGUGGUGACCUGACAAACACACACACACACACACACACACAUAUACACACAAGCGCCCAUGAUAAUCGAGGCCAAGCAACGGCUCCUCUGUGCGUGGGUUGGCUCACAGAAGAGGCAUAGGAAGCCGUUCCUGCAUCCCUUGGUGUGGACGAAUGCGCACGGCUUGCAUAUGCCCUCGUCAUGCAGCGGGGCCAUGGAGCCGACAGACAGCAGAUUGCCGUUGUCGUCCCGCGGUAUCCUGCUGAUGAGCUUUGGGGUUAUCCGCAGGUUUGGGCUCAACGCCCCCGUCGACAGGGCCACAACAAGCUGAAAUAUGGGACAGACAGACAGCCAGCAGACGCAGCCAAGAAUGCACCACCGACGAGACCCAUUCGUGUGUGUAUGUGAAGGAAAGGGGCCUACCUCUUGCACGACGUCGUCAUCGUCUUCUCCCUCCGUGCCGUCCACACCAGACAACAAACCUUCCUCACACCUCGGACCUUCACCCGGCAGACCAUUAUUCCCACUCAAGCCCCCAGCCCGCAGCCCAAACAGCCCCCCCAUUGCAGGCGGCGAGAACACCUCCUCGUUGGACGAGGCUUCGCUCGCUAUGGUCCGGCUAGACACAGCGGCCGACACGGCCACAGGGGUGGGCGACAGGGGAGAGGGGGAGGGGGAGGGGGCCGACUCGCGGUCGAGGGGCAGCUGGGGCGGCACCUGCUGGGUGUGGUCCAGAGAAACGCUCCUCCUCUGCAUGAAGGGGGACGUCGAGGGGAACAGAGACCUCUCAACGAAGUAAUGAUAGUGCGGCGUGUCGUCAGUGGGGAAGGGCUGUUGUGCGAUGGUGCGGCCUGCCGCCGCGCCCGCCUCAUACGACGACAUAUUGACCAGAGGGGUCAGGCCGUCGGCAGCAGAGUGCACGGGGAACGACGAUGCCGCUGCCGCUGCCGCUUUGCUCGCAUAGCUGUCGAGGGUAUAUAAGUAGGCCGUGGGAUGCUGCCGCAAGACCAUCCUCGCUUUGGACGGACGGUCCUCUGGCGUGUAGGGCGGGGGAGGGGGUGGAGGAG
Messenger RNA from Vitrella brassicaformis, 2712 nucleotides. The record is from the annotation of a GenBank genome assembly. NCBI's taxonomy places the organism in Eukaryota, Vitrellaceae.